AUGGCUCAACUGAGCGAAAAUUCCUGGUACGUGUGGUACUUGCGUGAAGUCGAAGCCGGGCACCUCAAGUUGCCUGAGUUUGAUACCAAUGCGGGUGGUGAGGUUCAGAUUCAUUACGGUGAGGUCUACUGUCGCGUGGAUGAAUGCGGCAAGCGCAAGAAGCGGUUCUCCAGUACAAACAAUCUGCGCUCGCAUGUGCGGUCCCAUGACGGUGUGAUCUUGGGCAAGGAUGAUAAAGGAGGCCGGGUCAGCCAGGGCGAGGUGGAUUCGGCUGGUGCCUUUUCGGUGGCAAAAGCCUAA
Molecule: messenger RNA, 300 nt
Organism: Aspergillus aculeatus ATCC 16872
Lineage: Eukaryota; Fungi; Ascomycota; Eurotiomycetes; Eurotiales; Aspergillaceae
Exons: 5
Coding region: 1-300 (99 amino acids)
Source: RefSeq, a predicted model, not a curated record